This is a messenger RNA of Osmia bicornis bicornis, 2128 nucleotides long. RefSeq names its product presenilin-1 (gene Psn). The coding region runs from base 285 to 1793 and encodes 502 amino acids. Gene Ontology annotation, cellular component: neuronal cell body; dendritic shaft; perinuclear region of cytoplasm. Lineage: Eukaryota; Metazoa; Arthropoda; Insecta; Hymenoptera; Megachilidae. Gene Ontology annotation, biological process: amyloid precursor protein catabolic process; negative regulation of apoptotic process; membrane protein ectodomain proteolysis. The record is from RefSeq and is a predicted model, not a curated record. Gene Ontology annotation, molecular function: aspartic endopeptidase activity, intramembrane cleaving. The transcript is spliced from 7 exons.
AAAAUGGCUGCCAUCAGGUGUACGGUUUAUUUGUAACAUUUAUAAGCAUUAUCAAGUGGUCAAAGAUUUUUAGUUCUCACUUUUCAAUAGUAAAUAGAUUCUUAGAAACACUCCUGAACACAUAGAUAUCGACUAUAUAGAUAUUUUUAUAAGGUAGUUUAUUAGAUGUAAUCGUGGAACAUUGUGACGAAAGAUCAAAGCGCGGAAGUACAAAAAGAAAAGGCGUAUGAGGAGCUGUCAAAGGGUUCUUACGUCAAUUUAUUUACAAGCAUAAGCUUUGAUGAAUGUCUGAGAGUGAUAUUUACGAUUCGGCGGACGAAUACACAAGCCUAAUGGACGGUCACGUUGCGGAAUCUCGCAUGGACGACCUGGGCUUGGUCACUGGUCGAAAAAGGCGUUCGAGGAUUAGUAACGAAGAGGUUGAAAAUGGUGUUCCCGAAGUACACAUCCAAACACCAGGUAUAUCCACCAAUGCCACUUCAGCUAGAAGAGGUGCACAGAGUAAUAAUGGACAAAGUAGAGCAAUGAAUUACAGAGACGAAGAGGAAGAAGAGUUAAAAUAUGGAGCAGCACACGUUAUCAAAUUAUUUGUGCCUGUAUCUCUUUGUAUGUUAGUCGUAGUUGCUACCAUUAGUUCUAUAAAUUUCUAUACAACCAAAGGAGUAUACUUAGUAUAUACUCCAUUUCAUGAAGACAGUAGUGAUACAAGUACGAAAGCAUGGCAAGCAGUUGCUAAUGCUUUGAUACUCAUGUGUGUCAUUGUAUGUAUGACUGUGAUACUUAUUAUCUUAUAUAAAUACAAAUUUUAUAAAGCUAUCCAUGGGUGGUUGAUAAUAAGUUCCUUAUUGUUAUUAUCUCUUUUUUCCAUUCUCUUCAUCGAGCAAGUAUUAAAAGCAUACAACAUUCCAAUGGAUUUGAUCACCUUAGGAAUAGUUUCAUGGAAUUUUGGGGUAGUUGGAAUGAUAUGUAUACAUUGGCAAGGUCCCUUGCAAUUACAACAGGCAUAUCUUAUUUUCAUCUCAGCUCUAAUGGCACUGGUUUUUAUCAAACAUUUGCCAGAAUGGACAACAUGGGUUGUGUUAGCUGUUAUCAGCAUUUGGGAUUUAAUUGCUGUGUUAUCACCAAAGGGUCCUUUAAGGGUCCUCGUAGAGAUCGCUCAGGAACGAAACGAAUCUAUUUUCCCUGCACUGAUUUAUUCGUCUACAAUUAUGUACACAGCCACUAUGACUUAUGCUGGUUAUGUGCAAGCAGCAACAAUGAUUAGCAGUGAUUCUGCGGCUGAUGAAAACGCGGGGUACUCUAUACGGGGUCAAGCUGACAAUCAAAAUAAUCCUGCAUCUGGAGAUGCAGAAGAAGGUGGAUUUACUCGUGAAUGGAUAGAAACGCAUGGUGACCGGGGUGCGAGACGAGCGCAAGAAGUACGCGACAAUUCUGCGUCAUUGACUGAAAGCUCGAGACAGCAAGAUAAUCGCACUGUACGUGAAACACAAACGCAACAACAAGUUGCUGUAACCGAGGAGGAACGAGGAGUGAAAUUAGGUCUGGGUGACUUCAUAUUCUAUAGUGUUUUAGUCGGUAAAGCUUCCAGUUAUGGAGACUGGAACACAACUUUGGCAUGUUUCGUUGCCAUUUUAAUUGGACUUUGUUUGACUUUAUUGCUGCUGGCUAUAUUCAAAAAAGCAUUGCCAGCAUUACCGAUAUCCAUCACCUUUGGUUUAACAUUUUAUUUUGCUACCAGGGUAAUCGUUGCACCGUUUGCGGAUAAAUUAGCAAGCGAACAAGUGUUCAUUUAAUUGUAGGUAUAAUCUGCAUUAUCAUUACUCAUCAUAAUUUAUUACAAAAGGAUAGUGCCUAUUUACUCUUACGAUCGUCUAGCUUUCGUAUUUCAUUUAAAUUUUAUUGCUCGUAUCCUGUAUCUCGGAUGUGUCGAUCAUCCUGUAACAUGGUACAAAUCAACAUGAAAUGUGCGUUAUACGAACUGGAUGAACCAGUAUUUUUUAACGAUAAGUAUUCAUUACUGAACAAUUACAUCGGUUAAGAGUCUAAUGUCAUGAAAAUGCUCAAAAAUACAAAUUUACAUUUGUAAGCUGGAUAAGAGAAAUAAUAAAUGACAAUUGUAUUUAUCUGA